Chara braunii is the source of this 642-nucleotide messenger RNA. The record is from the annotation of a GenBank genome assembly. Lineage: Eukaryota; Viridiplantae; Streptophyta; Charophyceae; Charales; Characeae.
CGAGAUGGCAAAGGAAGACAACGAGGGGAGGAGGAGGAGGAGGAAGACAAUGUGGAGGACAAGGCGAUGGCGGGGGAAGAUGACUGCGGGGAGGAGCGGGUGGAAGAUGGCGACGGGAAGGUGGGGCAGAUGGAGGAGGGCGACAAUGGGGAGGAAAGACAACGUGAAGGUGGAGACGAUGGAGGAGGGAAGGUGGUGGAGGAUAUGGAGGUGGAGGACGACGACGAUGACGGGACAAUGACUACGGGGGAAGACGACUGCGGGGAGGAGCGGGUGAAAGAUGGCGACGGGAAGGUGGGGCUGAAGGUGGAGGGCGACGAUGGGGAGGAAAGACGACCGGAAGGUGGAGACGAUGGAGGAGGGAAAGUGGUGGAGGAUAUGGAGGUGGAAGACGACGACGAUGACGGGACGAUGACUGUGGGGGAAGAUGACUGCGGGGAGGAGCGGGUGGAAGAUGGUGGCGGGAAGGUGGGGCAGAUGGAGGAGGGCGACGAUGGGGAGGAAAGACGGCAGGAAGGUGGAAACGAUGGAGGAGGGAAGGUGGUGGAGGAUAUGGAGGAUCCAAGCGAAUCUGUGUAAUAGUCGAGUGGAUGGGGUGACGAUUGUUGGGUCUUAGUGCUGGGUACAUGGCGCCUGAGAAUC